AUGCUCGCAGUCGUUUGGGCUGUGCACAAGUGCAAGUUGUACUUAUCCGGCACCCUAUUUGAUCUGAUCACUGAUCACCGUCCGUUGAUCCCGAUUAUCAACGCGUAUUCUCUAGAUCAGAUCGAGAAUCCUCGCCUUCUUCGUCUUCGCCUGAAGCUGCAGUCGUUUCAAGUGCACGCUUCCUGGCGAAAAGGCUCUGAUCACGCGUUUGCUGAUGCGCUGUCUCGCAAUCCCGUCGGCAUCCCGUCUUCAGAUGAUGAACUCGGCGAAGCCCCUGCUCUUCAUUGCCGCAGCAUCCGUGUGUGCAUGCUCCGUGACGAUGGUCCUCACCCCAACCUGAAGUUUGCUGAACUUCGAGCAGCCGCCUCAGCUGAUCCAGUCUAUCAGUCUCUUGUCCAGUGCGUUCUGCAUGGUUUUCUCGCUCGUCAGCGUGAUUUGGAUGCUCCACUCCAACCCUUCUGGAAUGGACGUGAACACCUGUCAGUGGACCAGGGCAUCGUCAUGAAAGGCCAACGCAUUCUAGUUCCCUUGGCUAUGCGUCAACGCGUUCUUGCUAACCUUCAUGCCUCGCAUCAAGGUCUCGUCCGCACUAAGGCUCGCGCCCGACAGCUCGUGUACUGGCCUGGUCUCACCGCCGACAUAGACACCCUUGUCCGUACCUGUUCCGCGUGUCGAGAAUUCCAGUCGUCGCAGUCAGCCGAACCACCGAUGAAUGACCGUCAUCCUACUCUGCCGUUCGAGUUUGUGUCCGCUGAUCUGUUCUCUUGCCAAGGCUAUGAGUUUCUUGUUUAUGUCGACCGUCUGACUGGUUGGCCGUGUGUUGUUCGAACCGGCAGGACCACGUCAUCACACGAUGUCAUUCUCGCUUGUCGUCGUUGGUUUGCCGAUCUGGGUGUGCCUGCUGUACUGUGCACCGACGGUGGCCCCCAGUUUGCAUCGAAGAAGUUUGCCGACUUCUGUAGCCGUUGGCAAGUGCAACGCGUAUCCUCUUCCCCGCAUUAUCCCCAGAGUAAUGGACAUGCGGAAGCCGCAGUGAAAGCUAUGAAGCGCUUGCUGCUCAAGACCUCGUCAAAUGGCAAUCUCGACACAGAUGCAUUUCGUCGUGGUCUACUGGAGUGGCGGAAUACGCCCGGUCCGUCUGGCAAGAGCCCAGCUGAGCAUCUUCUCGGGCAUCCACUUCGGUCUUUCGUCAUUGCUGAGUGGACGCAGUUUGAUUCCUCGUGGUCGACCGUCGCUAGUGAGCGUGAAGAACAGUCACCACCCUCGACACCUGUUUCAGCCAGUACUCCAACCCACCGCUCUCUUCCCGUUCUCCGUAUCGGCACUCCUGUGGACGUCCAGGAUCCAAAGACGAAGCGUUGGACAACCCGUGGCGUGAUUGUGGCCAUUGGGCAGCACCGUGACUAUUUCGUCAAGUUGGCUAGUGGUCGAGUUUAUUGGAGAAAUCGCCGUUUUCUUCGUCCGUUCUCUCCACCCGUGCCGUCACCAGCACCAUGCGUUUCACCACAGCCGUCUGUUGUCGUUGCUCCUGCUACGCCUCCUCCUCUGCGUCGCAGCACACGAGCACACCAACCACCCUCUCGUUUGAACAUUUCCUCCACCCGUGGACAGUCUUAUGCAUCUUGA
Sycon ciliatum is the source of this 1626-nucleotide messenger RNA. RefSeq lists its product as uncharacterized. The record is from RefSeq and is a predicted model, not a curated record. Bases 1 to 1626 code for a protein of 541 amino acids. The transcript has a single exon. Gene Ontology annotation, molecular function: nucleic acid binding. NCBI's taxonomy places the organism in Eukaryota, Metazoa, Porifera, Calcarea, Leucosolenida, Sycettidae. Gene Ontology annotation, biological process: DNA integration.